Anisakis simplex (herring worm) is the source of this 678-nucleotide messenger RNA. The record is from the annotation of a GenBank genome assembly. NCBI's taxonomy places the organism in Eukaryota, Metazoa, Nematoda, Chromadorea, Rhabditida, Anisakidae.
AUGGAUUUGCAGAAACAACAAAAAGCAUUGAAGGAGAAAGGGGCAGAAGGAGGAGUUCAAGAACAACAGGAUGAAUCGGGUGGUGCGAAGGAAGCGGUGAAGCAAGAGGCACAACAACAACAACAAGCAACCGAUAACAAAGAGAAAAAUGCAGCUCCUACUUCAGCCUCACCACCUCCCACAUCUGCACCUACACCCAUUGCAUCGCAACCACCAACUGGUGAACCAACACCAACGCCUACACCCAUUCCACCGCCACCACCGACUGUUGAUUCAACUAACUUAGACACCAAUACACCAACAUCGAUUCCACCGCAACCUGAACCAACAAACCUGGACACUAACACGCCAACACAUGCAACUACACCCAUUUCACCUACUGCUGACCCAACAAAUCCAGACACUAGUAACACUAAUAUACCAACAAUUGCUGACAGCAACAAUAGCAACGCUCCUCCUGCUGAUAACAUAAUUGACCCUUUGAGAUCGAACGAUAUCAAAGAUGCCUCUAUUGACACAGGAUCCAAGGGCAAAAAAAAGAGAAGUAACAGGAAAAAGAGUAGUAAAAGUAAAGGUAUGCCACUAAAUGCGUGUGAGGGUAUACCACUCCAAGCGCGUAAGGGUACGCCACUUUGCGCGUGUGAUGGUACGACACCCACUGGUUCAUUACGCCAAUGA